Heterotrigona itama is the source of this 6352-nucleotide messenger RNA. NCBI's taxonomy places the organism in Eukaryota, Metazoa, Arthropoda, Insecta, Hymenoptera, Apidae. The record is from the annotation of a GenBank genome assembly.
AUACAUAUAUAUAUAUAUAUACUCCAAUACAUAGAAAACAAGAUACGAUGAUUCUUGUAUAUAUACAUGAAAAAAUAACAUAGAUAGAUUGAAAUAAGUAAGCAGUGCAACUACAGAUACGAAUCGUUACGGUUCUCAAUUUUAUAUUUAUCGCAUAAUUUAUCAAAAAAUACUGUGUAGUACAUUUAAAAAAAUUACGAUCACAUGGAUGUAUAAAUCAAAUUGUUCGCAAAAAUGCAUUCCAAAACAUUUCGUAGUAAAACUAUUCAACAUUUCUUCAGUAGAUUUCUCAGAUGGUACUUCAGAAAAAUUAAACGAAUUGAAGCAGAGAAGAAAUUAUUGCUUCCUGAAAAUGACCAUGGUGCAUUUUUAAUUAGAGAUUCUGAAAGUCGACAUAAUGAUUAUUCUCUUUCAGUACGCGAUGGUGAUACAGUUAAACAUUAUCGCAUUAGGCAACUGGAUGAAGGUGGUUUCUUCAUUGCUAGGAGAACUACAUUCAGGAACCUUCAGGAUCUUGUUGAACAUUAUAGUAAAGAUGCUGAUGGACUAUGUGUAAAUCUCUGCAAACCCUGUGUACAGGUAAGACAAAAUUUUUGAUUAAAUCUAUAUUUCUUGCAAUCCUAUGUCAUAUAAAUGGAGUUUAGACAGCUUGCUGCAUGUAUAACAUUGAUUUUUAAUGAUACAUCGCCAAAAUGUAUUGUUCAUUAUUCAUUUUAAAUAUUUAUCAAGGAAUUUUUUCAAUUAAUAAAAAUUCAUUUCACAAUUUCUAUCCUGAUAUUUAUUAAUUUUGAAGAAAUCCCUUGGUAUAAUCCAUAAUAUGAGACAAAAAGUAAAAACACAAAUGCAUGAUUUUUGACUUUUAUUGUACACAAAUCUAUAAAGUAAUUAAUUUUGUACAGAAAAUAAAUAAAAUGGAUGGUACAAAUAUUUAAAUUACAUUUACAUAUUAUUUUUACUACAUAUUAAUAGCACUGUCUAAACUCCAAUUAGACUUUGCUCUAUAAAAUGAUGUAUUCAAUAAUUAUAUGUAUAUUCUUUAAGAAAUGUUAUUGGAAAAAUAUUUGAAAUCAUAUAUUGAACAAUAUAAUCACAGUUCAAGAUAUAAGAUGAAGUUUUAUAUGUUCUUUACUAAAAUAUUAUUUUAUAUUUCUUGUUCAUGACACUGUUAGGCAAUUUGUUUAAAUAUAUUAAUAGAAAAAGCACUAAUUUGAAUGCUAAUCAAGGUGUAAUAAGAAAUUUUUGUAUUUAUAAGUAUAUGUAAAAAUUAUAUUCUUUUAAACUUUUAAUCUUUAAGGAGAAGACUUAUUGUCACUUUAAAUGAAAAAUCAUAUAUAUGUAUACAUAUAUAUGCAUAUAAUAUAUUCCUGCUAUUUAUUUUUUAAACAAUUAAGGUUUGAAAACAGCUUUUAGUUUCAUAAAUAAUCUUGCAAAGUUUGAUCUCUGAAUAGACUAUGUUUGUUUCUCUGUUAUUGCUUACCUUACCUCCCGCUGGAUUUUAUUGGUAAAUUGAAUGUCCCAAUAUGACAUAACACGUUAAUUUUCUUUGUUACAUAAAUGCUUUCCAUUAUAUCUUUGGCCUGUACAUACAGCACAAGCCUGUCUUAUAUGGAAUCAUGUUUCAAAGACAUUAGAUCAUUCUUCAUUUAGAAAAUUCACUUCUUUUUAUAAUCUGACAUAACAUUGUUAAAUACAUACUCUUUCUUAGAAAAAAUAGGAUUGAAAGCACACAUUUAAAAUACAAGAUAAUUUUGUAUCUAUGUGUCUGUAUAUGUUAUUUUCAUGUAUUGUUAAUUAUGACAAUAUUCAACACAAACUUUUUUAUAAAAUCUGCAACAAAUCAUAUUCUAUUAUCAAUAUUUGUGUGCUUAAAUCUAUCUCAUAUAUAGGGUAUCUCAAUAAAUUCUUAACUUACCAAAUUAUCCAUAUCAUUUUGUACUGAUUAUACAAAUGAAGAAAGACUGUUAUUGUAUUGUAUUAUAUUAUGCUAUAUUACAUUAAAUAAUAUUAUAUAAAUAACAUAUUAAAUGAGAAAAAUAAGUGAUAUAUUUUUUACUGAUAUUUGAGAUAUCCUGUAUGUGAAAUUUAAAUUUAUAGAUCAGUUUCUAAAAUUUUAGUUUUAGAAUUCUUUCUUGUGUUUAUAUUCACAAUAAAGAAUUUUAAAACAAAUUUUCUUCUUACCUAAUAAACCUUAUAUAUUUUCUGAACAAUUUUUAAUAGAGAUAAAACAAGAAAAUUUCAUAAGACAUUUUUGUCUUAUUAAAUUAUAUGAUUUAAUGCUUUUAGUGAUUGAAAUUAUCUUCCAUAUUUUUUUAUACUUUUUUUAACUCAACUUUAAGGCAUUGAGGGCAUUUUAUGUUAAAACAGUUCAAAUAUGGUGCUACAUUCUUGUUAAUAAUGUACAUAUUCUACAAUGAAUAAAUUAUUAGUAUAUAUAUUUGUCUUGGACCGUGCAUAAGUGUUCAAUUACUAAGUUCCUGAAAUUAUAUAUAUAUAUGUAUGAAUUAAUAUUCUUAUUUAUAAAAAUAAAUAUUAAUGACUUUUGAGAAACAUUAUUAUAUACAAAUUUAUCUAUAAUAAAGAUUCAUUUACUUCAUGGUGCAUUUAAAUUGUAUUUCAUAUACCUUAGUUACUAUGUUUAUUCAAAUAUAAAAUAGUUUUCAUUAUAAAAUCACUUGAAUGUCAAAAGGCAUGUAAUUAAAUAAUUUAAAGUUUGCUUUUCAUCACUUGCAUCUUGCAUAACAGCCACUAUUUCUUUUAUUUUUUAUGAUAUUAUUAUUAGAUUAGACAUUUUAAUUUAACACUUGUUGUUUGUUGUUUUAUAAUAAAAUCAUUGAGAACUUAAUGAGCAGUUAUGCAUCCUAAGCAACAUCCUUAAAGGGCUUCUAAUUAGGUUUGUAUUAAUAAAAAGUAAGAUCACUGCUCAAAGUUUUUUCAAAAAAUUUUAGAAUUGCAAUUAAUAUAUGAUUUAAGUUUCUCUAUCUUAUUUAUUAAUGUACAACUUGCAAAGGGAGUAUUUGCUAUUAAUGCCAUAGAAAUAUGUUCAUUUAUGACAAGUAAAUAGUCAUUGUCAUUGACUGGCACAUACUUCUUAAUUUUGUUGAUAGGUUGAGAAACCUGUAACUGAGGGUCUUAGUCAUCGCACACGAGAUCAAUGGGAGAUUGAUCGUUCAUCUCUCAAAUUUGUGAGAAAAUUAGGCCAAGGUCAAUUUGGAGAAGUAUGGGAAGGAUCCUGGAAUAAUACAACUGCAGUAGCAAUAAAGACACUCAAACCAGGAACUAUGGAUCCUAAAGAUUUCUUAGCAGAAGCACAAAUUAUGAAAAAACUUCGUCAUGCAAAAUUAAUUCAAUUAUAUGCUGUUUGUACCUUGGAAGAACCUAUUUACAUUAUCACAGAAUUGAUGAGGAAUGGUAGCUUAUUGGAAUAUCUGCAAGGUAAUAGAAUUACAUUUUUUAAUUAUUUCAAUUUAUAUAUAUUUAUUUUUCUAUCUGUUCAUUUUUACAUGUAUUAUAUCUUCUUUGAUAGGGAAAGGAAAAACAUUAAAUUUACAACGAUUAAUCGAUAUGGCUGCACAAAUUGCAGCAGGUAUGGCGUACCUCGAGUCACAAAAUUAUAUCCAUCGAGAUUUAGCUGCUCGUAAUGUGUUAGUAGCAGAAUUAAAUGUUGUGAAGAUUGCAGAUUUUGGUUUAGCUAGACUUAUUAAAGAAGAUGAGUAUGAAGCUCGAAUAGGUGCACGUUUUCCAAUUAAAUGGACUGCACCUGAAGCUGCAAAUUAUAGCAAAUUCAGUAUUAAAUCGGACGUGUGGUCAUUUGGUAUUCUUUUGACUGAGUUGGUUACUUAUGGUCGAAUACCAUAUCCAGGUAAAUAAAUUUUAAGAUUUAAAUUCUGUAGUAUAUUUUGAUAAUAAAAAUUUAAACAAGGAUAUUUAAUUAUUUUCGUUUUAAAGGAAUGACAAAUGCUGAAGUCCUUCAUCAAGUAGAACAUGGAUAUAGAAUGCCGUGUCCACCUGGUUGUCCAACUGCAUUAUAUGAUAUUAUGUUAGAAUGUUGGAACAAAGAUCCAAUGAAGAGGCCAACUUUCGAAACAUUACAAUGGAAACUGGAAGAUUUCUUCACUAUGGAAGGUUCUGAAUAUAAGGAAGCCUCUGCAUAUUAAUGUACGGAAACAAUUUAUAGUUUAUAUAACAUAUUUGGUUAUAAUAUCUAUCAACAAAAUAUAAUAGAUAUUCUGUAUGAAUGUGCAACGAGGUAAAUACAAAUUAUUAUAAUUAACAAUUAUAUUCAGAAUACGGAUGUUUGUGAUAUUUGAGAGAGUAUACUUUAUACUGAAAGAUAUAUAGUUUUCUUUCUAUAAAAUAUAAAUACGGUUUAUUUUUUUAGCAAUAUGAUUAUGCCAAUCGCUUUUGUUAUAUAUUCUGGCUGCCAUAAAAUUGUAGAACAAUUUUGUCAAUUCAUGAAUGAUUACACAUAAACGAACAUUGAAAUGUUAAUUAACGAGUUUUAAAAGCAAUGAUGUAGUUUGGAUUUUAUUUUAAAAAAUUAUAUUCUGGACAUGUAAAUGUCGCUAUUAAUAGUAUUUUUUGGACAAUAUCCAUGGGAGUUAACAUUUUUAAGCUAAAAAUUCAUUGUUUACUAAUCUUGAAAAGAUUAAAUGCAAUUAUCAGAAGUAUUACGAAUUAAGUGAAAAUUUUUCAAACACAGCCAAUUUAAUUAAACUUUUUUUCAAAAAUGGUUUAUCCUUUAUGGUUUAAAUACUUAUUAUAUAGUAAUAAGGAUUAUUAUCUGUCUGGAUUUAUCAUUCUUAUUUAUUUCUAUACGUACUCAUAUCUUUUCAUAAUUAUUUUUACAAUUGUUAAUUUAUUUGUUAAUUAAGAACGUGCAAGUAUAACAUAUUUUGUGUUAAAAAUUCAUAAGACGACAUAAUGUGUGAAAACUUACAAAUGACUUAUUAAGCUAAUAUAAAUGUAAGAUAAAUUUUGUCAAUAUUUAUUAUCAUUGUUCAUUAUUUUUUUAAUAUGUUAACUCUCAAUUAUUCUUGAAAAAAGCACAUAUUAAUUAAAAGCAAUAUAUCUAAUCUAAAAAUUAUUCCUAACUGUUUAUAAGAAAUAAGAUAACAUAAAAUGUAAGAUAACAUAAGAAAGUAUACAAGGGUAUUAAUAUUGUUAUAAGAGCACGUGAACUUGUUAUAUUUGAAUUUUUUUAUUUAAUGAAAUAAGUUAUAGUCUUUGAAUUCCAAAUUAGUAUUCAUCGUUAAUAACUACUCAAUUGAUCAUUUCUUCAUAUUAAUUCAGUUUAUUAUUGCUAUUUCUUACUUUCAAACUCAAAUUUUUCAUUUUUAUACAUUUGUACACCAGAUAUAUUAUUAUUAAUUUAUUAAGGUCUAAAAUUUUAUUCUAUUAAGUUCUAAAAUUUUAUCUUUUAUUAAUAUUUUUAGAAAUUUUAAUUUCUCAAUUAAGUAAGUGAGAUACAAUUUGUGGGAACACUAUAAUUGUUUCAUUUUGGCUUUUACAAGAGUUUCAUUUUGGCUUUUACGAGAGUCUUUAGAAUAAAUAGAGCAAACAUAUAUAAAUCUUAGCCUAUCUUACUUGCAUUUUAUUUAUAUAUUACCGUAUUUAUUAUUGACUUUCUUUUUGAAAAAUUUACAUAUAAUGUAUACUUCUCAAAAUUGUAUGUUUAUUUCAUUUAUAAAAAGACAUUAAGAUAUAUGUGUAAAAUAAACACAUAAAGUUUUAUAUAUUUUGGUUUUUAUAUGGAUGAAUAUACAAAAAAGUAAUCAGAAAUAAACAAAAUUUGUCUAGUCAGAGACCACUAUUCUAUUGUCAACAACUAUGGUGUUGAAUAUACCAUAUCUUUAUGAACAUAAGACAUACUGCCAAGUAAAUAUAAAAAAAGAAACAUUUACCAUUAUUGUUGUUAAACGAAAAAACAAAUAAAAUUGUAUAAUGACGUUCUACGAAUAAUUAAAACAAAAAGAAAACAUUACUUAAGAUUAAGUAAAAGAAAAUUUAAUUAUGCUUCUGUGGUCAUCUGAUGAUUAAUUUAUAGCAUUUUUGUAUACCAUUAUUUCAAGAAAUUACAUUGCUGGUAUUAAAUAGUAUUAAAACUGACGAUACUAAGAAUUUUAAAAAUCAUUUAUGAAUAUGUAUGUAGGAUAUCAGGCACUUUGUACAAAAGUAAAUUUUUAUAUAAGUAUACAUAUUUAUAUUUUGUACAGUUUUAUUUGAAUGUAAUGAAAUGCUUUUUAUAUAUAUAUAUAUAUAUAAACUUCAUUAAAACGUGAAAUGAAUUUACAUGAUUUUUAUACAGUAAGCUCGAUCAUUUUUUCACCAAUAAUCUUUUUAAUUAAAGAAGUGA